Molecule: messenger RNA, 3153 nt
Organism: Bemisia tabaci
Lineage: Eukaryota; Metazoa; Arthropoda; Insecta; Hemiptera; Aleyrodidae
Product: nucleolar MIF4G domain-containing protein 1
Biological process (GO): ribosomal small subunit biogenesis
Cellular component (GO): nucleolus
Molecular function (GO): RNA binding; protein binding
Source: RefSeq, a predicted model, not a curated record
UGAGGUUAUGUUUAUGUUUUUAGACCAUGUGCUGAUUUUGAAUACAUUUGUACUUUUAUUGCAUUACCUCUCCCCGUAUUUUCUAGUAUGAUAAAUCAUUUUAUUCUUCUCUUUUUUACUUAAUUUGUGAUUUUUACCCCUGGACAGCAACUGUCAUCCCAAAAGAAGGUAAUUUUAUACCUUAACUCAAGAACUCUAUUGCAACAAGUGUGCCUCAUGCAUCAGAUUUAACUUCACAAUGAAUGCCCCUAAAUCUUUUAAAGGCAAAAAGUUUAAAAAGAAACCCAAAAAGUUUGAGAUUAAAGUAGUGUCACGCAAAGAACGACGAAAGGCACUGCGGAAGGAGAAAAAAUCCAAGAAGUCUUCAAAGCAAGUUGCUGAAACCUCGCCAUCACCUAAAAAGAGCAAAAAUACAGUCAAAUCAAUCCUUAAGAAACCCACCUCAGAUCCUAGCAAGAAAAGUGUAAGGUUCAAGAACUCGUCUGAAAUUCAAGAUGAUCUACGCUCCAGAGAGAAGCAGUCGCGUGCACAGCUGGAGAAAGAUAUGGCACUCGCAAGAAGGAAACAACUUAUGCAAGCCAACGAUGAAGAAGAUCGAAAUAUUCGGCAGUUAGAAAAGUUAUUGAAAUUGAACAAGAAGAAACAGAAGAGCAUCCCCAAGGCAUUCAAGGAAGAUGGAUUGGAUUACCUUUUAGAAAUAUGUGAUCUGGACUACACUAAAAACCUGCCUCCAAACGUACUUGAAAAUGAUAUUGAAGAAAUGGCGGAAAGAGAAAAAGAAAAAUUUAAAAAUGAUAAAUCAAAGAAUAAGCGUAAAAGUGAUGAUGAUGAUGAAGCACCUGAAGAAAAGAGUAGUAAAAAACCAAAAAUUAGCAAAUCGGUACCCGAAAAAUCCACCAAAAAAGGUGACAAUAAAAAAAGUGAGGAGAUGAAUGAAGAUGCGGAUGAAAUGGAGGCUGAUAGGGAGGUUGAAUUCGGUAGUAAUAUUGGCGAUGGGAGUGAUGUCGGCGAAGCCAACGAUAUCUCUGAUCUAGAAGAUAACAUGGAAAUGAGCUUCAAUGAUGGAGAAGAAGAUAUUGAGUCUAAUAGUGACAUCCCAGACAUGGAAGAAGAAUUCGAGCUCCAAAGUGGUAGCGGUAAUGGCAGUGAUGUCGCAAAUGAAGAUGAAGUCGAAGACAUGGAAGGAGAGUUUGAACUGCAAAGUGGUAGCGAGAGUGGCAAUGAUAUUGCAGACGAAGAUGAAGAUGGAAACAUGGAAGAGGAAUUCGAACAAAACGAUAGCAGCAACAGUGAUGAUAUCACUGCAGAUGACAGUCGUUACGAUUUCAGUGAUGAAGAGAGUGAAACUGAAAUCCAGAAAGCACCAAAAAAUAAGGCAUUAGAGCUCCCUGAUGGACAGUGGGAAGAUAUUUAUGGCAGGCUAAGAGACAAAAAAGGGAAUAUCAUUCAGGAGAAAACCUCAGGGAAAUAUGUACCUCCUGCCAUGAGGGAAAAACUUGAAGAAGUUGACGAAAAUAAAGCAGCUGAAAUGAUGCGACUCAGAAAGCUAAUGAAAGGUCUCAUCAAUCGACUUGCAGAAGGGAAUAUGCCUUCUAUAUCUAAACAAGUGGAAGAUAUUUACAUGUCCCACAGCAGAAAUUCUACGAAUGAGAUGUUAUUUAAACUCUUCGAGGAAGCAAUUGUUGCGGAAACCCUUACGCCAGAGAAACUUAUUUUAGAGCAUGCCAUGUUGAUUGCAAUUCUUCAUGCCAAUGUAGGCACUGAAGUCGGUGCCUACUUCAUGCAAGAAUUGAUCAAGAAAUUUGACGGCUAUUAUAAAGAUGAUUUGAUAAUUGAAGAUAAGAAACUAGAUAAUUUACUUUACCUUCUAGCUCAUAUGUAUACUUUUAAGAUUUUCAAUGGCUGUUUACUUUAUGAUAUGGUCAAUCAAUUCUGUGAUAACUUUAGCGAAAAGGAUAUUGAUCUGAUUUUAAUUGUUUUGAAGUCAGUGGGAUUUAAUUUGCGGAAAGAUGACCCUGGUGCUUUGAAACAGUUAAUUGUGAAAAUACAACUUCGAGCCAACAAAGAAACUAAGCUAGCUGAAGGAUCUCGUGUAAAAUUCAUGAUUGAAAUCUUGCUUGCUGUGAAAAACAAUAAUUUUGCCAAGAUUCCAGGUUAUGAUACCACUACUUCAGAAAGAUUGAAGAAGUUAGUCAAAAAUAUAAUUCGAGCCGGCAAAUAUAUCUCAGAACUAAAAAUCACCUUGGAUGACUUGAGAAAUGCUGACCAAAGAGGUCGAUGGUGGAUUGUAGGAUCUGCAUGGACAGGUGCCUUACCUCAACAUCCUGGCAAGUCUACUAAAACAAAUAUUGAGCCACAAUUCAGCAGUGAGAUUUUACAAUUGGCUAGGAAACAGCGAAUGAACACUGACACUAGGCGAAACAUAUUUUGUAUCCUGAUGACCGCUGAGGACUACUUGGACGCUUUUGAGAAAUUGCUUCACCUUGGUCUAAAAGGAUCGCAGGAACAGGAGAUUUUGCGUGUUGUUGUUCAUUGUUUAUUGCAAGAAAAGCAAUUUAACUUGUACUAUGCCUACCUAGCUCAACAUUUUUGUGAGGCUGAUCGGAAGUAUCAGCUGAACAUCCAGUAUACUUCGUGGGACAAGUUUAAAGAUUUGAGCUCCAUGUCCUCUGUUCAGAUCAGCAAUUUUGCCAAGUUUUUAGCGCAUCUGUUCCUAGCAAAAGCUGUGCCUAUCUCCAUUCUGAAGGUGCUGCAUUUUACCGACUUGGAUGAGGCAGGGUUAAAGUUUUUGCGGCAGCUUCUAUCUAUUAUUCUAUUGGCAGACUCGGAUGAUAAGGUUACCGAUGUUUUCGUUCGGGUUUCGAAAGCUCCAAAGCUGAAGCUUUUCCGUGAAAGUUUGCGGCUCUUCUUCCAUCAUUUCCUUCUUAAAAACGCGUCAAAGUUACCAGAUGUAUCGGAAAAUAAAUUGGAUCUCCUCAAGCGCCGAAUCCCCAUUGCGGAAAAAGCAUUAAUCGGAUCAACAGAUCCCUUUGGCUAGUAGAAUAUCAUAUGUACAAAUAGGAUUCUCUUGUGUUCAGCUUCUAAAUCUAAGUUUUAUGACAUCAGGCGUUUUUGUUUUUGUAAAGUGUAAAUAAAAAAAUCUUUUUAAGUUUA